GCCUGAGUGAGGAUGCAGGCAAAGGGGCGGGGCCGAGCGCACAGUUGGGGGUAGGUGCGGUAGUGCGGCGUCUGAUGCGUGCAUAAAGACAACACUCAGCAGCAGGACGAACACGCUCGGAAGACACCGAAAUGCAAACAAAAUGCUGCGUCCACGAGCUGUGACCAGCCGCUGGAUGUGAAGAAAAUAACCAAACACCGGGGGGAUAGAACCUCUGAAGCGCGCGCGCUGGCAGCGUUCUUGCCGCAGAUUCCAGUAGACGUAGAUCCCGCUGAUGCGCUUUCGCUGUGCAUGAAUCCCUCUGUUUGGUUUGCACGUUCAGUAGAAAACCGAGCGGUGUUGACGACUCUGUGGAGCCUGUGAGUGCACCUUAUCCGCCUCUCUGUACACCUACACCCCGCCCCCCCCUCUGCACUCCUCCGCGGCACCUGCUUCAGGAUGGCCUUAACGAUCUGCACGCGAUUCACCGACGAAUAUCAGCUGUUCGAGGAGCUGGGGAAGGGAGCAUUCUCUGUGGUCAGGAGGUGCGUGAAGAUCUCAUCUGGACAGGAGUAUGCUGCUAAAAUCAUCAACACCAAGAAGCUUUCUGCCAGAGAUCACCAAAAGCUGGAGAGAGAGGCAAGGAUUUGUCGUUUACUAAAGCACCCGAAUAUCGUAAGACUCCAUGACAGCAUAUCAGAAGAGGGUUUCCACUAUCUGGUGUUUGAUCUGGUGACAGGCGGAGAGCUGUUUGAGGACAUCGUAGCCAGGGAGUACUACAGUGAAGCUGAUGCCAGCCACUGCAUACAGCAGAUCCUGGAGAGUGUCCAUCACUGCCAUGUUAAUGGGAUUGUUCACAGGGAUUUGAAGCCUGAGAACCUUCUGUUGGCCAGUAAGCUGAAGGGGGCGGCGGUCAAGUUGGCUGACUUUGGGCUGGCUAUCGAGGUACAGGGGGACCAACAGGCAUGGUUUGGUUUUGCCGGCACCCCUGGGUACUUAUCCCCAGAGGUCCUGAGGAAAGACCCUUAUGGGAAACCAGUUGAUAUGUGGGCCUGUGGUGUGAUUUUGUACAUCCUCCUUGUGGGUUACCCUCCUUUUUGGGAUGAAGAUCAACAUCGCCUCUACCAACAAAUCAAGGCAGGGGCCUAUGAUUUUCCAUCCCCAGAGUGGGACACUGUAACUCCCGAGGCCAAAGAUCUCAUUAACAAGAUGCUAACUAUCAACCCCAGUAAGCGCAUCACCGCUGCAGAGGCCCUCAAACACCCCUGGAUCUGCCAACGGUCCACCGUAGCCUCCAUGAUGCACAGGCAGGAGACUGUGGAGUGCCUGAAGAAGUUUAAUGCAAGGAGGAAACUCAAGGGAGCAAUAUUGACCACUUUGCUGGUCACAAGAAACUUCUCAGCAGCCAAAAGUUUGCUCAACAAAAAAACAGAUGGCGUUAAGGUCAACAACAAAGCCAACACAGUGACCAGUCCUAAAGACACUGGCCCUGCCUCUGCACUGGAGCCACAGACAACUGUGAUCCACAACCCUGUAGAUGGAAAUAAGGAAUCCAUUGAAAGUGCCAACACCACCAUUGAGGAUGAAGAUGUAAAAGCCCUCCGUUUGGGCAGCUUAGUGAGCGGGGUCUUGAGUUCAAAGAGUCGCUCCUCACAGAUGUCUGACUCGGGACAGACUCCCACCUCCUCAGUUCAGACCUGCACCAAUAACAAUAAAGCUCGUAAACAGGAAAUUAUAAAAGUUACUGAGCAGCUGAUUGAGUCUAUAAAUAAUGGAGACUUUGAAGCCUAUGCGAAGAUUUGUGAUCCUGGUUUGACGUCCUUCGAGCCUGAGGCCCUGGGUAAUCUGGUGGAAGGACACGACUUCCAUCGCUUCUACUUUGAGAAUGCGCUGUCUAAAGGAAAUAAGCCGGUGCACACUAUCCUCCUGAACCCACACGUGCAUCUCAUUGGGGAAAACGCUGCGUGCAUUGCUUAUAUCCGGCUGACCCAGUACAUGGACGGGAGUGGCAUGCCGCGCACCAUGCAGUCCGAGGAGACCCGUGUGUGGCAACGUCGUGAUGGAAAGUGGCAGAACAUUCACUUCCAUCGCUCGGGCUCACCCAGCAUCCCCUCUCAUUAAUGGAAUAUCAGUGUGUG
Poecilia latipinna (sailfin molly) is the source of this 2117-nucleotide messenger RNA. RefSeq names its product calcium/calmodulin-dependent protein kinase type II delta 2 chain. Lineage: Eukaryota; Metazoa; Chordata; Actinopteri; Cyprinodontiformes; Poeciliidae. Gene Ontology annotation, molecular function: calmodulin binding; calcium/calmodulin-dependent protein kinase activity; ATP binding. The coding region runs from base 439 to 2100 and encodes 553 amino acids. The record is from RefSeq and is a predicted model, not a curated record. Gene Ontology annotation, biological process: protein phosphorylation. The transcript has 22 exons.